GCGAGCAGUGAUGGGAACUUCACACUGACAAAUGCUGACAAGAUCAGGACUGCGAGAUACCGAGAGAGCCAGCAUGUCGCCACAGAUAUCGUAGAAUCGAGAGGAGCUUGGUCGCUGGACAAGUCGUUGGACUGUCGAUAUAGCCCUAGUCUGCAGGAAAGGAGCUGAUGAACUUAUCAUGAGAAAGGCACACGUUGCUGUCCAAGUUCGCUUUCUAAGGUCGUAAAAAUGCUGCGCAUACUGUUUUUUCAUUGCCUUCUGUAUGUUGUCACGGUGUUCUAGCUCGAUAAUUCGGAGGGUUAUGCGCAUUAUUAUUAUUAUUUUUUUGCGAAGUACAAUCCGCCAUCGCGAGACGCCGGCCUUGCGUUAAGUGUUCCUUCGAUUCCGUUGCAUACGUUCGAGUGCAUCCUGUUCAUCCAAGGUCAUCUACAUAAUCUCAUCAUCAUGUUCGUCAUCAAGUCGCGGUGAUGUCCCCAAGAGACGCCGGCACGGCUAGACCGCCGUGCAUCGCACCAGGGAGGAGGCGUACUGCCUGACUAGGGAGGCCGUUCAGGCCGACCUUGGGGCAUCCGCAUGCUCAGCCCCACCACCGAUACCUAAAGGGACAAGAGAUGGAAGGAGAGGUCCCGGCAGACCAGGAACAGCAGCAACGGCAGCCAGAGCCUUCCUCCGUCGACCCAGAACCACGUGUCAUCGACGCCACUGCUGCUGAAGUACCUGGCAAGACACUCGAGGUAGCAGACGACGACAGUCAGGUGAUGGCCGACUGUUGCGAGCAGGCGGUGGAAGCCGUCCUGCAGGGAAUGGAGGCCAACCAGGAGUGGGAGGUGCUGCGCGCCAUCAUGGACGGUGAGGAGGAGGACGAGGCGCAGGACGAGGGCGAGUGGGACGCCGCCGACGCCGAGGAGGCCAAGACGCAGCGGAGCCUUCACGCGAGCGCCUGCUGCAAGGGCCACCCGCCGUCGGUCGGCAGCGUGCGACCCUGCCAGAUGAGUGCCUACACGCGCCUCGACAACGCCAUCACGCCCAUCAUUCUGGCCUGCAUCCUCUCGUUCGUGGUCCAACCCCUGCUGAUGCUGCUGCACAAAAUGGCGCUGCGGGUUUUCCCGUCACCCCUGAGACUGCUGGUCGGCCUCGAGGUGCCUUCGUUGAUCGUGAUCAAGACGUUCCUCUUCGUCCUGCCCGUGGGGGUUGUGUCGCUGUUCGUCGAGGAGAUGCGUGAAGCGGAGGACGCCGUCUUGACCACCGUCGCAUUCCUGAUCAGACUGCUCGUCAACGUCCUGCUGAUCGUCUCCAGGAGCGGCAACAUUCCCCUGCUAGUGACUUUCUUUGAGAGAAUGUUGGUGCGCAUCGUCCUCACAGUGUUGCUGUACACCUACGAGGGAUACAGCAAGUACCUGUUCUGCCAGCCGCGCACGCUGACCGGCCUGUACGCGCCGGCGAAGUGCUUCCUGCCGUCGUGGUGCAGGCGGGCGCUGGCAGGGCGAGAUCCGGAGGACACGUUCCGCAGGGCCUCCUGCCUCUACCAGAAGAUCUCCAUGUCUGACGAAGGCCCUAUGCUACAGUCGCACCACCUGGAGUGCGGCCACCGACUGAACCACUUCGCACGCGACAACGCGAUCGGCGCCUGCGUUUGAGUCUCCGCCAUGGUCCUGUCGCUGCUGAUGACCUGGGACAUGGCCAAGACCUUGUGCGCCGACGUGGCAGCUACUUGGCGCUUCUGCGGCCGCUGCUGGGAGCAACGCCGCGCCGGAUUGGGCUGGAAAGACACCUUCAGCAUGGCGGCGCAGCGGACGCUCGGCGAAGCGUCCGAGCACGACGAGGCGACACCUAGCGGUGUUCCUGGGACAGGUUCCUCCAGCCAGACGUCCUCCUGCAAGACGUCCUCCUGCAAGACGUCCUCCUGCAAGACGUCCUUCUGCAAGACGUCCUCGGGCCAGACGUCUUCCGGUCAGACGUCUUCCGGUCAGACGUUCUCCGGCCAGGCAUACUCCCGCCAGAUGUAUUCCUGCGAAGCCGGAGUCUCGGGAGAACAGAUGCCGCGGCCUUCGUUCAAAGUUCGGUGAUGAGCGAGCACAAGACAGUGACUGUUGCACAGUUCCUGGAGGAAGAGCCCACAAGCAUGUGCUGGACGUAAAAUUUACGGCGUAAUGCGUGAAAUUCAGCCCUUGUGGCAUGAACCCUCUGUGCCAUUCUUGGUUCAACGAAGGCCACGGACAAUUCCGCAGAAGCCUUACAGGCGGUCGUCCUGAUUUAUUCGCCAUUUAUAAAUAUGAUUUUAUCUGCUCA
Messenger RNA from Dermacentor albipictus, 2289 nucleotides. RefSeq lists its product as uncharacterized. The record is from RefSeq and is a predicted model, not a curated record. Lineage: Eukaryota; Metazoa; Arthropoda; Arachnida; Ixodida; Ixodidae.